Molecule: messenger RNA, 3232 nt
Organism: Linum trigynum
Lineage: Eukaryota; Viridiplantae; Streptophyta; Magnoliopsida; Malpighiales; Linaceae
Source: the annotation of a GenBank genome assembly
GAACGAGGAGCUCAACAACCAUUAGGUCAUCAAUAGCAUCAAACUGCACUCCUUUGACCAAGAGGAUCACACCCCCACGGUCUUUGAUAAUUAUGUCGUCAGUUGAAUGAGACCCACUCCUGAUAGCCUCAUCCCACAUGCAAACCAACGUAUUAGGGCUCCCACCACUAUCGUGACUCACUUGAGGGACGAAGGAUUGGGAAAGGCGGUCAACUGGCAAGGUAACCCACUCAUGAUAUUGUUGGUGGAAUUGCCGCAUUAACACUGGAAUCCCGAGCUGUUUGCCCUCAAAGACAAUCCAGUUACGAGACCGUCAAAUAUGCUAAAGAACAGCGACCAGUGCCAUGAAUAUUUGAGGUUGAUGUACGAGGGUCAUCAACUUUUUCAGGAAGAGCGGAAACGUAUGUCGAGGCAGAGAAACAUAGCCAUUUUGGAGGGAGGGGGAGAGAAAUAUAAAUAUUUAUAUACGGUUAGUUGUUGGUUAAUCAUUAACGACUAUUCAAUUAUCCAUUACACUACUCUACUAGGAUGCAUAUUUUUUAUGUACCAAGCAGCACUCUACUCUAUUGGAUGUACUUUGAUCGGGUGGGAGUUUCCACACCCCGUUUAGUUAAUGCAUAAAGAUUGGGGCACCCUUUAAGCACUCCAUUUUCUAAAAAAAGAUAUCAAUUACACUGAAAACCGUCGAUUACUAGUUAGUUUAGCCAUAUAACCGCUAAGCGAAUAACCGGACAUCAUCCUAAAUAAAAAUAUAGCACAAUCGGCACCUCCAAUGGUUGCCUUACUUUGGGCUGUCCGUUGGUAUUCGUCUUGUCUACAAUGAGCCGUCUUCUCCAAUAGCUUGAAGCCCAGCGACAUGACGAGGAUUCAAGGAUGCGGCCGAGAAUCAGCUGUCAGAAGGUUCUUGUCAUCUUCUGUUACGCAUUAGCCACAGUUAUUAAGAAAACUUCAUCUCCAUUUCUAGAUGCUGACGAAGGACCAGGUAUCAAACCGUCCAUGUCCUGCUGAUAAAGGUAGGGAUAAUAGAUACACAUGAUAAAUCCUAGGGCCAUAGGGAUAAAUACAACAAAAGAAAAGAAAGAAACACAGGAUUAGAACUAAUAAUGAAAUACGUUGGACAAAACGACAUAGAAAGCAAAGAAAAUAGGUUGCUGUCGUUAUAGUUCACAGUUGUGAAUUGUGAUCAUUAUAUUUUAGGUAUAAUCGUCGUCAACUACUGUUACCGGGUAAUAUUUCUACAGCUACAUAGUCUGCAGAACGAAGCGAAUCCUCCGCAACAGACACAAAAUGGGAAGCCGGCAGGACUCUGAUUGCUUGUUCUCCUUCCUCUCUGCAAAAGACAGGGAUUUUCUCAUUCGCAGCAAUGGCGACCAGGUCAAAAUCGGUACUUUAAGUGGGAAGACUUUGGGAUUGUACUUCUCUGCCUCUGGCUGCGGACCCUCUCAAAGGUUCCUCCCGCUCUUGUUGGAAACCCAUCAAGAGCUCUCCUCCAAUAGCGGUUUCGAAGUGGUUUUGAUUUCCUCCGACGAAGAUGAGGAACUGUUCAAGGAACUUUUCUCCAAGAUGCCAUGGCUUGCCGUUCCAUUUUCCGAUUCAGAUGCUCGUGCCAGCCUCAUGGAGCUGUUCAAAGUCAAGUCUACCCCUCACCUCGUCAUUCUUGACACACAAGGAAACGUUUCUUGUAGCCGAGGAGUCAAGGUUGUGCAGAAGUAUGGAGCUGCAGGCUAUCCCUUUACCGAGGAGAAGCUCAAUCUCCUGAUUGAGGAGCAGGAGAAUGCUAAGAAGAAUCAGACUCUGAGCUCUUUGUUGGUCUCUCCCACUCGCGAUUAUCUCAUAUCUAAUGAUGGAACCAAGACUGCUGUGAUUGAUCUUGAAGGGAAAAUGGUCUGCCUGUACAUAUCAAUUCAUGCCGUCUCAUCAUGUGCUGAAUUCACUCCUAAACUAGUGGACUUCUACAAGCAAGUGAAGGGGAAAGGAGAGGAAUUUGAGGUUGUUCUUGUAUCGUUCGACUCCAGCGAGGAGGCCUUUCAGAAGUCUUUCGAGGCAAUGCCAUGGCUGGCUGUGCCAUUCAAGGACAAAACCUGCAGCAAGCUACUGGACUACUUUCAGUUCAGAACAAUUCCCUCGGUGAUUCUAAUCGGACCGGAUGGGAAAACAAUGAACCCGAAUGUUGCUGAGCUCGUCGAAGACUUUGGUAUCGAAGCCUACCCUUUUAGCCCGGAGAAGCUUGCUGCAUUUGAUGAGAUCAAGAAGGCAAGCUUCGAAUCGCAGACGCUGGAGUCGAUUUUGGUUCAUGGGGAUACCGAUUUUGUUAUUGAUUCGAGUGGUUCGAAGGUUCCAGUUUCUGAACUUGUUGGGAAGAACAUUCUUCUAUACUUCUCAGCUCACUGGUGUCCUCCUUGCCGCAAAUUUACCCCCAAGCUUGUUGCAUCAUACCCUGAAUUCAAGGCAAUAGACAACAACUUUGAAGUGGUAUUCAUCUCCAGCGACCGCGAUCAAACCUCGUUCGACGAGUACUUCUCAACAAUGCCUUGGCUAGCUGUUCCAUUCGACCCCGAGAUCAAGACCAUUAUGACUAAGAAGUUCAAGAUAUCAGGCAUUCCUGCUGUCGUGGCGAUUGGGCCGAGUGGCAGGACAUCGACAAUGGAAGCCAGAGAUGCCUUUGCACUUCAUGGAGUGGAUGCCUAUCCUUUCACUGAAGAACAUCUGGAGCAGCUCGAGCACAAAUUGGAUGAGAAAGCGAAUUGGUGGCCGGAGAAAGUGAGGCUCGAACAACUUCAUGAGCAUGAGCUUGUGCGGAAGAAAGGGAAACUGUACAUGUGCAAUGGUUGCGAGGAGAUGGGAGGUGCUUGGUCGUACAGCUGCAAACCUUGUGAUUUUGAUGUCCAUCCCAAAUGUGCUCUUAAUGAAGAGGAGAUCAGUGAAGAUGGAAAAGAAGAAGGGGGAGAGGGGAAGGAAGGAUGGGUUUGUGAAGGAGAUGUUUGUAGAAAAGCUUAAGAGAGAAAGAGGAGUUAUGUAGGCUUCAAGUUCCUUGCUGCUUUUGUUUGUGUUCGGUAAGUAAAGUGUUAUGGAGUUUGUUGAACUGUGCUCAAGAAAUAAUAACGUUUUGCUCUCAAUAAAUUAAAAAGGAGAUUCAAGAAGACUACUUAUAUGAUUCCAAAUCGGUUAAUCAACGAGUCAAAAUUAUUUGACGAAAAGCAAUCUCAAUUAAUAAGAAAAGGGGCAGAAUUUG